UGGCGCGGUCGCUGGGGGCGGCGCUGAGCUGCGCCGCGCUGCGCUCUGCUCCAGCCCCGACCGGGCCGAGGCUGCUGGAUGCCGCGUCUCCGCUUCUGCUGCCUGCCGGGCGGGCUCCGGUGGCCGCAGCAAAGUGGGGCACCAAGGCCCUGUGCUAAGCACUCAUAAUCCUCUGGGGGUGCUACCCCAUACAAACAGCACCCCCACCAUGUUUAACCUAAUGAAGAAAGACAAGGACAAAGAUGGCGGGCGGAAGGAGAAGAAGGAGAAAAAGGAGAAAAAGGAGCGGAUGUCAGCGGCAGAGCUUCGGAGCCUGGAGGAGAUGAGCCUGCGACGCGGCUUCUUCAACCUGAACCGCUCCUCCAAGCGGGAAUCCAAGACGCGCCUGGAAAUCUCCAACCCCAUCCCUAUCAAGGUGGCCAGCGGCUCUGACCUACACCUAACUGACAUUGACUCCGACAGUAACCGGGGCAGCAUCAUCCUGGACUCGGGCCAUCUAAGCACAGCCAGCUCCAGCGAUGACCUCAAGGGUGAGGAGGGCAGCUUCCGUGGCUCGGUGCUGCAGCGGGCAGCCAAGUUCGGCUCACUGGCCAAGCAGAACUCACAGAUGAUUGUCAAGCGCUUUUCCUUCUCCCAGCGUAGCCGGGAUGAGAGCGCCUCAGAAACCUCGACGCCCUCAGAGCACUCUGCCGCCCCCUCACCACAGGUGGAGGUGAGGACUCUAGAGGGACAGCUGGUGCAGCAUCCUGGCCCAGGCAUCCCUCGACCAGGGCACCGAUCCCGAGCCCCUGAGCUAGUGACUAAAAAGUUCCCAGUCGACCUGCGCCUGCCCCCCGUGGUGCCCCUGCCCCCACCUGCCCUCCGGGAGCUGGAGCUGCAACGACGGCCCACUGGAGACUUUGGCUUCUCCCUGCGGCGCACAACCAUGCUGGAUCGGGGCCCUGAGGGCCAGGCCUAUCGGCGGGUGGUCCACUUUGCUGAGCCUGGUGCAGGCACCAAGGACCUGGCCUUGGGGCUGGUGCCAGGAGAUCGACUGGUGGAGAUUAAUGGGCACAAUGUGGAGAACAAGUCCAGGGAUGAAAUUGUGGAGAUGAUCCGGCAGUCAGGGGACAGCGUACGGCUCAAGGUGCAGCCCAUUCCAGAGCUCAGCGAACUCAGCAGGAGCUGGCUGCGGAGCGGCGAGGGACCUCGGAGGGAGCCAUCCGAUCUAGAGGGCAGCUCAAAGGAAGGCAGCGGCCCAUCUAGGAGUCCUCAGCCUCCCACCAGCCCGAUACCCCCAGAGACUUCCCAGAAAGCCAAGAGCCCUGCACCCACACUCGCCAUGAAUGGCCUGGGAGCUGCCACAGCAGAAGGCCCAAGUGAAGAGGUCCAGGGCCUGUCCCGGAAGCGGGUGGCAAAUGCAGUGAGGAAGGUGGUGAGUAAGGUGCUGCCCAGCGAGGAGCUUGGAAAUGCCAAGGAGCCCCCAGGCAGAGGAGUCAAGUCCCCUGAGCACCCGACUCGAAGCAAGAGGGGAGAAAAGGCAGCUUCUAGUCCCAAGCCGCCACCCCCUCCCCCGCCUCCCCCUGCUCUGCCUAAGCCUGAAGCGAAGAAGGAGGCAGCCAAGGAUGAGCUCUCCCUGGGCCUGCGGAGCCUGAUGUCUCGGGGCAGGGGCAAGGAGCACAAGGCCCGCGGCAAGCAGUCUCCUGGGAAGGGGGAGAAGCCCUCCAGCCAGGAGCCAGGCUCCCCAGACUGGGUGGACUCCCCAGAGAAAGCAGGAUCCCCAGCCAAGCCUGAAACCCCAAAGAAGCAGCGCUCCCCAGCCCCACGGGAGGAGCUGGCGGCCCCAGGCUCCGCUGGCCUGAAGUCAGACCUCACUGGAGAGCAGCAGUCCAAGUCACCAGUCCCUGGUGUGAAGCAGGAGGCAGGAGCUGCCAAGGUCCAGCUGACCCCCGUGGAAGAGGCCCACCAGCGGCUGGAGAGGAUCUUCACAGCUUCUCUGGACUCUGAGGCCGCCUCUCGUGCCCACAGCCAGGUAGGGUGCUCUCCCCCCACUCAGGAGCCCUCCGCUCGCUCCGGUGACCACCCAGCGCCCCCGGCCUGCACCUGGGCUGGCGUCUGUGCUCGGGCCUCCUGCUGGAGUGCGAAGACAGAAGAGCAGAUUGCAGCGGAGGAGGCCUGGAAUGAGACGGAGAAGGUGUGGCUGGUCCACAGGGACGGCUUCUCACUGGCCAGUCAACUCAAAUCUGAGGAGCUCAGCUUGCCUGAGGGGAAGGUGCGCGUGAAGCUGGACCACGAUGGGGCCAUCCUGGAUGUGGACGAAGAUGACGUGGAGAAGGCUAAUGCUCCCUCCUGCGACCGUCUGGAGGAUCUGGCCUCACUGGUGUACCUCAAUGAGUCCAGUGUCCUGCACACCUUGCGCCAGCGCUAUGGCGCUAGCCUGCUGCACACGUAUGCUGGCCCCAGCCUGCUGGUUCUUGGCCCCCGUGGGGCCCCUGCUGUGUACUCCGAGAAGGUGAUGCACAUGUUCAAGGGGUGUCGGCGGGAGGACAUGGCACCCCACAUCUAUGCCGUGGCCCAGACCGCAUACAGGGCGAUGCUGAUGAGCCGUCAGGACCAGUCGAUCAUCCUCCUGGGUAGUAGUGGCAGUGGCAAGACCACCAGCUGCCAGCAUCUGGUGCAGUACCUGGCCACCAUCGCGGGCAUCAGCGGGAACAAGGUGUUUUCUGUGGAGAAGUGGCAGGCUCUGUACACCCUCCUGGAAGCCUUUGGGAACAGCCCCACCAUCAUGAACGGCAAUGCCACCCGCUUCUCCCAGAUCCUCUCCCUGGACUUUGACCAAGCUGGCCAGGUGGCCUCAGCCUCCAUUCAGACAAUGCUUCUGGAGAAGCUUCGUGUGGCUCGGCGCCCAGCCAGUGAGGCCACAUUCAACAUCUUCUACUACCUGCUGGCCUGUGGGGAUGGCACCCUCAGGACAGAGCUCCACCUCAACCACUUGGCAGAGAACAAUGUGUUUGGGAUUGUGCCACUGGCCAAGCCUGAGGAAAAGCAGAAGGCAGCUCAGCAGUUUAGUAAGCUGCAGGCGGCCAUGAAGGUGCUGGGCAUCUCCCCCGAUGAACAGAAGGCCUGCUGGCUCAUUCUGGCUGCCAUCUACCACCUGGGGGCUGCAGGAGCCACCAAAGAAGCUGCUGAAGCUGGGCGCAAGCAGUUUGCCCGCCAUGAGUGGGCCCAGAAGGCUGCGUACCUACUGGGCUGUAGCCUGGAGGAGCUGUCUUCAGCCAUCUUCAAGCACCAGCACAAGGGUGGCACUCUGCAGCGCUCCACCUCCUUCCGCCAGGGCCCCGAGGAGAGUGGCCUGGGAGAUGGGACAGGCCCAAAACUGAGUGCGCUGGAGUGCCUUGAGGGCAUGGCGGCUGGCCUCUACAGCGAGCUCUUCACCCUUCUCGUCUCCCUGGUGAACAGGGCUCUCAAGUCCAGCCAGCACUCGCUCUGCUCCAUGAUGAUUGUCGACACCCCGGGUUUCCAGAACCCUGAGCAGGGUGGGUCGGCCCGCGGAGCCUCCUUUGAAGAGCUGUGCCACAACUACACCCAGGACCGGCUGCAGAGGCUCUUCCACGAGCGCACCUUCGUGCAGGAGUUGGAAAGAUACAAGGAGGAGAACAUCGAGCUGGCGUUUGAUGACUUGGAGUCCCCCACGGAUGACUCUGUGGCUGCUGUGGACCAGGCCUCCCAUCAGUCCCUGGUCCGCUCGCUGGCCCGCACAGAUGAGGCAAGGGGCCUGCUAUGGCUAUUGGAAGAGGAGGCUCUGGUGCCAGGGGCCAGUGAGGACACCCUCCUGGAGCGCCUUUUCUCCUAUUAUGGCCCCCAGGAAGGUGACAAAAAAGGCCAAAGCCCCCUUCUGCGCAGCAGCAAACCACACCACUUUCUCCUGGGCCACAGCCAUGGCACCAACUGGGUAGAGUACAACGUGACUGGCUGGCUGAACUACACCAAGCAGAACCCAGCCACCCAGAAUGCCCCCCGGCUCCUGCAGGACUCCCAGAAAAAAAUCAUCAGCAACCUGUUUCUGGGCCGCGCAGGCAGUGCCACGGUGCUCUCUGGCUCCAUUGCGGGCCUGGAGGGUGGCUCGCAGCUGGCACUGCGUCGGGCCACCAGCAUGCGGAAGACCUUUACCACGGGCAUGGCGGCUGUCAAAAAGAAGUCACUGUGCAUCCAGAUGAAGCUGCAAGUGGAUGCCCUCAUCGACACCAUCAAGAAGUCGAAGCUGCAUUUUGUGCACUGCUUCCUGCCUGUGGCUGAGGGCUGGGCUGGGGAGCCCCGUUCCGCCUCCUCCCGCCGAGUCAGCAGCAGCAGUGAGCUGGACCUGCCCUCCGGAGACCACUGCGAGGCUGGGCUCCUGCAGCUCGACGUGCCCCUGCUCCGCACCCAGCUCCGCGGCUCCCGCCUGCUCGAUGCCAUGCGCAUGUACCGCCAAGGUUACCCUGACCACAUGGUGUUUUCUGAGUUCCGCCGCCGCUUUGAUGUCCUGGCCCCGCACCUGACCAAGAAACACGGGCGUAACUACAUCGUGGUGGAUGAAAGGCGGGCGGUGGAGGAGCUGCUGGAGUGCUUGGAUCUGGAGAAGAGCAGCUGCUGCAUGGGCCUGAGCCGGGUGUUCUUCCGGGCGGGUACCUUGGCACGGCUGGAGGAGCAGCGGGACGAACAAACCAGCAGGAACCUAACCCUUUUCCAAGCAGCCUGCCGGGGCUACCUGGCCCGCCAGCACUUCAAGAAGAGAAAGAUCCAGGACCUGGCCAUUCGCUGUGUUCAGAAGAACAUCAAGAAGAACAAAGGGGUGAAGGACUGGCCCUGGUGGAAGCUCUUUACCACAGUGAGGCCCCUCAUUGAAGUACAGCUGUCAGAGGAGCAGAUCCGGAACAAAGACGAGGAGAUCCAGCAGCUGCGGAGCAAGCUCGAGAAGGUGGAGAAGGAGCGGAACGAGCUGCGGCUCAACAGUGACCGGCUGGAGAGCCGGAUCUCGGAGCUGACAUCGGAGCUGACAGAUGAGCGUAACACAGGAGAGUCUGCCUCCCAGCUGCUGGACGCGGAGACAGCAGAGAGGCUCCGGGCUGAGAAGGAGAUGAAGGAAUUGCAGACCCAGUAUGAUGCACUGAAGAAGCAGAUGGAGGUUAUGGAAAUGGAAGUGAUGGAGGCCCGUCUCAUCCGGGCAGCGGAGAUCAACGGGGAAGUGGAUGAUGAUGAUGCAGGUGGCGAGUGGCGGCUGAAGUAUGAGCGGGCUGUGCGGGAGGUGGACUUCACCAAGAAACGGCUCCAGCAGGAGUUUGAGGACAAGCUGGAGGUGGAGCAGCAGAACAAGAGGCAGCUGGAGCGGCGGCUCGGGGACCUGCAGGCAGACAGUGAGGAGAGUCAGCGGGCUCUGCAGCAGCUCAAGAAGAAGUGCCAGCGGCUGACGGCUGAGCUGCAGGAUACCAAGCUGCACCUGGAGGGCCAGCAGGUCCGCAACCACGAGCUGGAGAAGAAGCAGAGGAGGUUUGACAGUGAGCUCUCGCAGGCGCAUGAGGAGGCCCAGCGGGAGAAGCUGCAGCGGGAGAAGCUGCAGCGGGAGAAGGACAUGCUCCUUGCUGAGGCUUUCAGCCUGAAGCAGCAACUAGAGGAAAAAGACAUGGAUAUUGCAGGGUUCACCCAGAAGGUUGUGUCACUAGAGGCAGAGCUCCAGGACAUUUCUUCCCAAGAGUCCAAGGAUGAGGCUUCUCUGGCCAAGGUCAAGAAACAGCUCCGGGACCUGGAGGCCAAAGUCAAGGAUCAGGAAGAAGAGCUGGAUGAGCAGGCAGGGACCAUCCAGAUGCUGGAGCAGGCCAAGCUGCGUCUGGAGAUGGAGAUGGAGCGAAUGAGACAGACCCAUUCUAAGGAGAUGGAGAGUCGGGAUGAGGAGGUGGAGGAGGCCCGGCAGUCGUGUCAGAAGAAGUUAAAACAGAUGGAGGUUCAGCUGGAGGAAGAGUAUGAGGACAAGCAGAAGGUGCUGCGAGAGAAGCGGGAGCUGGAGGGCAAGCUCGCCACUCUCAGCGACCAGGUGAACCGGCGGGACUUUGAGUCAGAGAAGCGGCUGCGGAAGGACCUGAAGCGCACCAAGGCCCUGCUGGCGGAUGCCCAACUCAUGCUGGACCACCUGAAGAACAGCGCUCCCAGCAAGCGAGAGAUCGCCCAGCUCAAGAACCAGCUGGAGGAGUCAGAGUUCACCUGUGCGGCAGCCGUGAAAGCACGGAAAGCAAUGGAGGUAGAGAUCGAAGACCUGCACCUGCAGAUUGAUGACAUCGCCAAAGCCAAGACAGUGCUGGAGGAGCAGCUGAGCCGCCUUCAGCGUGAGAAGAAUGAAAUCCAGAACCGGCUAGAGGAGGAUCAGGAAGACAUGAACGAAUUGAUGAAAAAGCACAAGGCUGCCGUGGCUCAGGCUUCCCGGGACCUGGCUCAGAUAAAUGAUCUCCAAGCUCAGCUAGAAGAGGCCAACAAAGAGAAGCAGGAGCUGCAGGAGAAGCUACAAGCCCUCCAGAGCCAGGUGGAGUUCCUGGAGCAGUCCAUGGUGGACAAGUCCCUGGUGAGCAGGCAGGAAGCUAAGAUACGGGAGCUGGAGACACGCCUGGAGUUUGAAAGGACGCAAGUGAAACGGCUGGAGAGCCUGGCAAGCCGGCUCAAGGAAAACAUGGAGAAGCUUACUGAGGAGCGGGAUCAGCGCAUUGCAGCCGAGAACCGGGAGAAGGAACAGAACAAGCGGCUACAGAGGCAGCUCCGGGACACCAAGGAGGAGAUGGGCGAGCUUGCCAGGAAGGAGGCCGAGGCCAGCCGCAAGAAGCACGAACUGGAGAUGGAUCUAGAAAGCCUGGAGGCUGCUAACCAGAGCCUGCAGGCUGACCUAAAGCUGGCAUUCAAGCGCAUCGGGGACCUGCAGGCCGCCAUCGAGGAUGAGAUGGAGAGUGAUGAGAAUGAGGACCUCAUCAACAGUUUGCAGGACAUGGUGACAAAGUAUCAGAAAAGAAAGAAUAAACUUGAGGGAGACUCGGAUGUGGACUCGGAGCUGGAGGACCGGGUCGACGGGGUCAAGUCCUGGUUGUCAAAAAACAAGGGACCUUCCAAGGCAGCUUCUGAUGAUGGCAGCUUAAAGAGUUCCAGCCUCUCUAAGGAGGCCGCAGGGGUGGAGGAGAGGCCAUCCUCGGUGGUGAGCUCCCUGAGCUAUCGGAAGCGGCUCACCUUGAAGGACUCCAUUGGGGGCACCGGGGAUGCGGAUUCGCUCUUCACCUCCCUCAGCGAGCGGGCGGCCUCCCCAGAGAGGCCCCCUAGGAAGGCCCGUGUGGGCCCCAGGGAGGAGCCAGGCCCGGGCAGGAAGUCCGAGGAGCCGGAGGAGUGUGGCUCUGUCCUCUCAGGGACUGGGGGGCGCGCGGGCCGGGGGCCGGAGAAGCGGUGGGGCUCCGACUUCAGCCGGGCCUCCACCGUCUCUGCACCCGUCAGCCGGGCCUCCUCAGCCACGCGGCGGGGCUCUGGCGAGGACAGGGCUGGCUCUUCCCUGAGUUUCUCGCUGUCGGGCUCGCCUGGUUCCCGCCGCAGCACCUCCCGGCUCGACAGCCUGACCAGGACGCUCAGCCCUUCCCUGAGCCGGGCCUCUGGCCUAGGCCGGGAGAGCCCUGAUUCCCGCCUGUCCCUGGGCCGGAGCUGCCUAGAGGAAUGGGACGACGGAGCCAGUGUGGCCCUGAGCGAGGCCUGCUCGCAGUACAGCCACCCGUCGCUGGCACGCAGUCUGUCGGUGCCACCCCGGCCACGCAGCUCUGCCUCGGCCAUGGAUGAGCCUCCCAGCUCCAGCGUCCGCUCCGUCAGCCGUCACCCCUACCUGGACCCAGACCUGGAGGCUGCCAUCAACGAGGUCUUGAGCUACAAGCCUGUUCCAUUCCAGCGGAGCAGCCUGGAGCCCGACUCCGAGGAGGAUGACAGGAAGAGCAUCCAAAGUGCCCGGAGCGCCCAACUGGACCCCCCGGAGCGAGCUGCCAGCAUCCGCCGCUCCGCCUCUGCUGCUGAUGUGUCCCGGUCCCGCAGCGGCCGGAAGAGCCGGAGCCGGCGAAGGAGCAGAAGGAGCAGCUCCAGCUCCAGCUCCAGCUCCGAAGCUUCCUCGGAGCACAAGAGGCGGAAGAAGGGGCGCUCUCGGAAGAGCAAGAAAUCUAAGUCGAGAAGAAAGAGAACGGAGACGGAGUCUGAGUCCUCCUCGUCGUCAUCUAGCGGCUCGACCGUCUCCAGCCACAGCCGCUCCAGUGUGAAGAAGGGCCCAGCUGCAGAAAGUGAAGAGACUGGGCAGACGCACCAGCUGUCGAGGAAGGAGGAAAAGAAGCGCAAGAAGGAGGUGGACAGCCUGAUGAUGCGGUACCUGUACCGGCCCGAGAGCGACUAGCGCACCCCACCAGCUACUGGAAGUCCCUUGCCCCUGACCGGUCAGAUGAUGAGCACGACCCUCUCGACAACACCUCCAGACCCCGAUACUCCCACAGCUAUCUGAGUGACAGCGACACAGAGGCCAAGCUGAUGGAGACUAACAAAUAGCCCAGGGGAGUAGUUCGCAGCCCUUUCACCCCACGGCCUGUGGCUGCCUGGGCACCACUCCCAGGAAGUGGUGGGGCGCCGGUCUCCCCCACCCGACUGCUGAUCUGCAUGGGAAACACCCUGACCUCCUUCUGUCAGGGGGACUUUCCAGGCUAUGGGUGUCUGAUGUCUCCACGUGGAAGAGGUGGGGGAAAGAGGAGUUUCUGAAGAGAACUUUUUGCUCCUCUCUGCCUCAAAAUGCCAGAUUCUUGGCUUCUACCCUGGGCCACCGUGGACAAUGGCAGGUGGCCUGGCACUGCAUGGCGCCAGCACAUUGACCUCCCUCUCAGCUCCCUGCUCAGGGACGGUGGACAGGUUGCCUACUGGGACACUCUAGGUUGCUGGGUCCAUGGGGAGGAUUGGGGGAGGAGCAGCAAUGCCUUCCCUCUCGUGUGGGGUGGGGGCUCUCUUCUUGGUGCCUGCUGUCUUUCUACUUUUUAAUUUAAAUACCCAACCUCUCCAUCACAGCUGCAUCCCUGAGAGUGGGAGGGGGCUGCAGGGGUAGCUGGGGCUCCCAAGAAUGACUCGGGAAUGUCAUCUCCAUCUUCACCCUUGAGAGAGCAGUCCUUUCUCUGUGCAGCUGGAGACAUUGGUGAGCAGAGCCGGGUCUAGGUUCUUACGAAUGAGUUUGGGAGGGGCUCUCCGGUACUGCUGGGCUGGGUUGAGCAAGCCUAUACAGACAAGUGUGCGUGUGGACCAUCCACACCUCCGGCCCCCACCCCACCCUCUUCGUCUCAGCGUGUUAUGUGCAAUGACCUAUUUAAGAUAAACCCAUUCCAACUACAGCAGUUCAGGGCUGAUCCAAGCACUGCCUCCCUCCUGCUCUGUCCAGGUAGCCUGGACCAUAAACUCAACUUGAGAGGGAAGACUUGGGGUUGAGGGCUUGUCAUCAGAAAAACUGAAGAUGGAAGUUUUGGCCAUUAGACAUGAGUCUUCACUCUGUGUUCUGAGCCCAUGUCAUUCUUCUUCUUCCAACCUCCCUGCCCCCACACACUCACCCCAGACACAACACCAUAUGGUCUGGAGGUCCCAGCCCCCACCCUAAAAAGGUUAUCCCUAACAACUCCACCAGACUUGGGAGCCCAAGGGCAGUGCCUGGUGCUGCUCCCAUCUGCCACCCCUCUUCUCUCCUGCAAUUGGUUUGUACUCACUGGGCUGUGCUCUCCCCUGUUUACCCGAUGUAUGGAAAUAAAGGCCCUUUUCCUCCUG
Molecule: messenger RNA, 9801 nt
Organism: Macaca mulatta (Rhesus monkey)
Lineage: Eukaryota; Metazoa; Chordata; Mammalia; Primates; Cercopithecidae
Source: RefSeq, a predicted model, not a curated record